This is a messenger RNA of Necator americanus (New World hookworm), 1581 nucleotides long. RefSeq lists its product as uncharacterized. The record is from RefSeq and is a predicted model, not a curated record. Lineage: Eukaryota; Metazoa; Nematoda; Chromadorea; Rhabditida; Ancylostomatidae. Gene Ontology annotation, cellular component: SCF ubiquitin ligase complex; Cul4-RING E3 ubiquitin ligase complex. Bases 1 to 1581 code for a protein of 526 amino acids. The transcript is spliced from 14 exons. Gene Ontology annotation, molecular function: protein binding. Gene Ontology annotation, biological process: protein ubiquitination.
AUGCGUCCUGAGUUAACGUGGGAUACCAUACCUUAUGAACUUCUUUUGAAUGUAUAUCGUCAAUUAUCCUAUCAAGAUCUUGUUUCAUGUGGUGCUGUAUGCGUACAUUGGAGGCAUGUAAUGAGGGAUAAAAUUCUCUGGAAACAACAUUUAAAAGGUGUUUACGCGUGGUGGAAUUGGGAACCAUUGGUCACUUCUACUUACUACGACGAAUUCAUGUUUUUCAAACGAAAUAUUCCCAAAUUUCUUAAGGAAGUGGUGAACGACUAUGAUUAUGAUUUACGACAUUGUAUAUUUUCACCUUUCGGAGGAUUUUUUAUUGUUUGUGGCAAAGGAGCACAUUUUUGUGUUUACCGCUCUGAUCCAUUAGAAUUUCUACACGAACGAUGCUUAAAAGAUUCCCUUAAUUGGCAAGAGAUAACCACAGCACAAUUUUGCCCGGAUGAAUCGAAGGUGAUGUUGACAGGAGUGCGACAAGAUGGCUCAGGAGAACUUGCAGUUUUUUCAAUAGAUCCAUCUGGAGAAGUACACUUUAUUUGUCGUUCACCGUGCUCACCUCCUGGAGUCGCAUGUUGGUUUGACAAUGAUUAUUUGAUAUGUGGAGAGAUCUAUCAAUUCAGAUUUAGUUCCGCGAUUGCCUCCUCAAUAUCACAAUUAUGGCUAAUGUCUGUCCCAAAAGAUCGUAAUGGAGCUCUUACUGGUGUGUUAUGCCCACUUCUCAGAUUCCUGAACAAAGAAGGAAAACUACGAUUCCCAUUAAUUUCAAACUAUGUAUCCUCACGUUUUCGUCGAGUACUUCAGCUUACCCAAGAAGCUGAUUCGGAGAACAAAACAUUGGAAGAGAAAUUGGCAGAACUUGAACUCUCGGCGAGUACCGCAAAUGAUUUAUCUGAGUUACGACGAGUUCUCGAUGCACAACAGCAAUGCUUCGAUUGUUAUUUGAAGCACACUAACAGUGCUGAACAUAAUGAAACUACAGCUGAAUGCAAAUGCAUCUGUCAUGAGAUCCUCUUAAAAAUGCUCAUAUUUGUGGAUGGUGAGAAUUCUGGACGAGUUUGUUUCAAACUUAUUGAUCAUAAUUUGUUCACUGAAGCGUUAGAAAUGAAACGUUUCGAGAGAACAGAACAAGAGGAAAGUGAAGAAGAUGAUGGUUGGAAUUUUGUUCUUCGUCGAGUCGACACUCCAGAUCAUUACAUUGAAGUGGACGGGAUUAUCACAAGCAUUGCCAUAUCGGUGGAUAAGAAACAAUUAUUUAUUAGCUACGAAACUCGAGCGAUUGCAUCAACGACAAAAUACAGUGUAUAUUGUGUUGAUCUGGAAAAAAUGGUCCUGGAUAAAUUUCCUUUUUCUGGUGCGAUGCUAUUGAAUGAACAAGCAUACUUGUGCAGUAAUGAGUUCCUCCUUGCAAGUGCUGUUGGUGAAGAAGUACAUAUUUGGGCUAGACUACAUGGUGGAAAUGCUGUACAAAGAUUGGCUGUUGAUGCAAGAAUUGUGGAUUUAUCACUUCAUCCUACAAAUAAUACAUUAAUUACAGCAUCACAAAAUUAUUUAGCUGUAUGGUCAACAACUCAACCUAAUUAG